Moneuplotes crassus is the source of this 1751-nucleotide messenger RNA. The record is from the annotation of a GenBank genome assembly. Lineage: Eukaryota; Ciliophora; Spirotrichea; Euplotida; Euplotidae.
AAUUCAUACUUUUCUAUAAAUGACUUCGCUAAAAGACUUCACCAUGCAUGAGGAACUAGGAGCAGGGGCAUACUCUAAAGUCAAUAGAGUUACCAGGACCGACGAUAAGCAGGAAUAUGCACUUAAAAGAGUUUUCCUCAGUAAACUCACAGAUAAGGAGAAGGAGAACGCACUUAAUGAGGUCAGAAUUCUGGCUUCAAUAAGUUCUGAAAACGUUGUAUCGUAUAAAGAAGCCUUCUGGGCUACCUCACCUUCCUCACUCUGCAUUAUCAUGGAGCUUGCCAAUGGUGGCGAUCUCUAUGAUAUGAUCAAGAAGCAUAAAUAAGGCCAAGACCUUCUUCUCUGAAGAGAAAAUUUGGGACAUAUUUAUCCAAAUUGUCAAAGGGCUUAAAAUUUUGCAUGCUCACAAGGUUCUCCACAGAGACUUGAAGUGAGCAAAUGUCUUCUUAAACAAAGAUGGGACAGUCAAACUUGGUGACUUGAACGUCUCGAAAGUUGCCAAAGCUGGUCUUGUAUAUACCCAGACAGGGACACCUUAUUAUGCUUCUCCAGAAGUAUGGAAAGACAAACCAUAUAAUUCGAAAAGUGAUAUUUGGAGUCUUGGUGUUGUGUUAUACGAAAUGUGCACUCUUAAUCCUCCUUUUACCGACACAAGUAUGCAAGGUUUAUGAAAGAAAGUAAUGAAGGGAAUAUAUCCCUCACUUCCAUCUCGGUACUCAAAAGACCUCUCUACCAUGAUAGCGACCCUUCUGAAUGUUUCGGCUACUAAAAGGCCGAGUUGCAGCCAGAUCUUACAUAUGCCUGCUUGUGAAGAGCAUUUAUUGGAAGAAGAAAAUUAUGAGAUUAGUCAAGAAUUACUAAACACAAUCAAACUUCCUCGCAAUCUCAAACACUUGAACACGAGAUUGCCAAAGUCUCAAUACGAGGAUGAAGAGGCCUAUAAAUGAGAGGCCUCUUACUCACAUCAGGAAUUACCUCAGAAGAAGAGUUAUCCGAUCUUGCCUCCUACCAAGAGUCAGGACUCACUUCCUCAAGAGACCAAACGAGAGGUCGAUAAGUAUGAGGCUAUUGCUGAAAUAGAGCGGCGUUAUGGCGAUAAGGAGUCUCGGGCUGGCAAGAAGGAGAGGCAGAUCCCAAGGAGCACUCCAAGCUCAGGGAACAGCAUCCCCAAUAUCUAUAAUAAGUAUGCAGAAGAAGCAAGAGAUAUCGCAGAAUCUGCCAAGAAGAAGAAUUAUCUCAAGCUCAAGGAGAAAUACAACCAGAGAGCCAAGGAAAUUGAACAAAUUGAGAAGGAAAAGAGGAUGCUUAGGAACAGAGUUGCUAAUGGUGUUGCACAUAAUGCCAGUUAUGAUUACCCCAGAGAGAUUGUCAAGCGUCAGAAUUAUCACCAGAUGAGAAAUGAUAGAAGAUAUGAUCUUAUAAAUCAUAUGAAUUCAAGGAGUGAGGACUACCGUGAUUCUGCCAUAAAGACUACAGGAAAAGCACCUAGUAUCAAAAAGCGUAAUUUUAAGCUACCUUCUACCUCAAAAGAGCUCGACAACCUUCCUGUGAACGAUAAUGAGAGAAGAAAGGCCAGGAUUCUUAGGCAUGCUGAAGAGAUCAGACAGGCUGUAAGUCUUAAUAGGGAAAAAGCCUCAGGAAGUUCUUCUGGAAUUUACAAAUCAUCAGGAGUCUACUCGCCUUCUGUACCUAAAUGGUGGGGUUAGGAAGCCUCCAUAAAUUAUCACUCUAGUUUAUAUUUCAAUUGCAUA